GCGGCGUGUGUCUGUGGUGCGUUGGUGCGUAGCACUGGUGCGUUUCUGUUGAUGCUUACGCAGUGCCGAAUGGUCGAGCGUCAUUCAGUAUUAGUCGGGUACACUCUCGGGGACGGUGCCUUUCGCUUCUUUUUCUCCCUCUUGAUUCUUUUCCUUCGCGACGCUAGCUAGCGCACACCGUUUCUCCGCGCCUGCAGAUUAUUUUCGUUCAACUAAUUAUAUAUGUGCACAGCCUCUCGGUCGCCAGAUCUCUAGUGCCGUGACCGGUUUUCGUUAAAUCCCAGCGCUGACCGAUUGCCGACCUUUUCCACGAUAAUCGUGAACCCCACAUGGUGCGGAGGACGGACCUUUCAUUGUUCGGAAAAUCAACGACGAGCUGUGAAACCGCAUAGGGGCAGGAGGAAGAGGAAGACGUCGCUUCUUUUUCCACUCAACGAUGGCGAAUCACGACGUUUGAUUGGGCGUAGACAGCUAUCACCGGAAACGGGAAAGAGUAAAUUUGGUGAUGAAGCGGGCAACAAGGCGAGCGAGUUGAGAGGCCAAGAUCGGUUGCCUGUUGUUUGUCGCACCGCGCGGAGCGCAAUGCCGUCACGGCUUAUUUUGUAGCUAACGGAAAAACGUAGGACGCGACCGGAUCUAAACGACGACAACGACGACGACGACGACGCCGUCGUACGUGAUCGCUGUCGGUGCAACACUUUUCGCGUUCGUACUUGAAGAGAGGAAGAGGUCAAACUGUGACAGAAGACUCGAUAAUGUGACAAUAAUAUUUUUCAUUGUUUUUUCUCCAAAAUUUAGAGGUCGAAGUUUACGGAGUGUACCGAACGGGUAGAACGGUACAAGUGGACGGGGAGCUUUGGAGGAAAGAAGAGCUCUCCACCUUGACUCAAAUCUUUCGAAAGAAAAAGCAAAGGACAACCUUUUUUCUCCUUUUGCGCCUGUUCAAGACCUCGGGUCAAGGUAUCGGGGAAAUAAACCAGUGAGACCUGAUCCGUGCAAAAUUGUUGGCUGUCUGACGGCACUAUACCGUGAAAUUGUAUCUCUCGGAGAGGCGGAAGCGUAAUCCUGGAUGAUCCAUGAUCACCGAUCUGCGACGAUGCACCUUCAAUAUCAUCGGUCUCGCUCGCAAGUUAUCGGAAUAGUUUCGGUGUAUCAUCUGGUCAUUGGGUCGACGCGCAGUUCGAGCGACGAGUAGCAACCAAAGAAUCGAAAGAAAAAAAAAGAAGAGGGGAAAAGAUGAACUCCUGCUUUCCGCAUUUGGCGUUAUUGAAUCCGCGGAAUGCGAACAAAUCGAAAGACCGGCUCAACGACGAGUGCAACGUCGUAAACGCCGAGGACACCCGGAUGCGAUCGAGGACUCCGACGUUAUCGGGAAAGAAUGACAUCUUCCAAGACUUGGAUAUGUAUUACGUUCGACAGAUUGCACGAAAUUCGAAGGAACAUGACCUCGAGCAAAAGAUCGAGGUGGAAAUCAAGAUGAGAGAAGGCUCGGCGAGACUCCUAGCGGCCGCGAAGCAUCGCGCCCAGAGCCUGGAAGCCGCCAAGGCGUUGCUCACGUCCAACGAGAGGAUGUCGGUCUACAUGGCGGAAUUGCAAAGUCGCCGCCGCGAAUCUUCUAAGCAAUCAUGCAUUUCUGGAAGUACGAGCAAGUUAUCGAUCUCGGAUCUUAGAAUACCGCUGAUGUGGAGAGACUCCGACCACUUCAAGAAUCGCGGUGAUCAUCGUCGGUUCGCUGUAUUUUGUUUAGCACGAUUGGGAACAGAGAUUCACGACACUUCCUUAUUGUGUCCCAUCGAUAGAGCUCAAACGGACCUCAGCUUUCCCGAUGUUUUGAUAUUUAAUAAUGUGCCAGCCGAGUUCGAAUUAGUGUUAGAAAUCUAUAGUCAUGUUUUGCAAGAGGACUUAAGUAUCGCCAGCACGCCGAGACGAAUAAAAAAGACGAUUCACUCGUCGAUUUCGAAAACUGUCGGCAAGAAGCUCGCCGCUUCGCUUCGUGACGAAUUCGGUUCCGCGAAAUCUGGACCACACUUCGAUUUAGUAGCUCGCGCGAAACUGACCUUAGACGACACGGAUGAUAACACUCACACGCACGAUCUCGUUAUUAAUAGCGUCGAGAACAAGUAUCACUCCCUACCACUUUUCGGUCACUUUUGCUGUCGAUUGGCCGUACAGCCGGAAUGCAUCAAUAAGGAGAUGUGCAUUGGCAACGUGAAGGUCGACGGUCAGGAUUAUUGGGGACGUCUGCAAGGAUUUUGUAUAAAAAUAUGGGAAUCGAAGAAGCAUGCGGAAGAAGGUCAAAAUCCGGAACACACGAUAAUUGUUAAUAAAAGAACAAUUAUUCAUCCGUCCAAAACAUCCGGCAAGGAACUUCUGAUAAAUAAUUCCGGUAACAGUGUGGACAAACUGUUAUCGAUUAAAUUUGAAUCAAAGGAGGAAGCUCAAAAAUGGUCGAAGCUCUUAUUGGUGCAUGUCAACGAUCAUUCGAGGUGGAAACAUGCCGCGGAAGUUAUUCAGAGGGUGUCUAGCAUUGAAAGCACGAGAAAUUCCUUUAUCAAUAAGAGACAAGGUUCCUUAUACGACGAGACACCUCUAAUAGAAUCAAUUCCGGAUUAUACAUCCGCAAGGCCAACUGUACAAACGAUCUUCGAUCUCACACCUAGUACUAGUCUAAGCAGUUGUAGUUCCACGAAUAGCCUAACAAGUCUACGUUCACGUUCACUGAGUAUCAGCGGUGUAUUUAAACAAGGUGCCAUCUCUUUAAAACCUCACUUAACUACCGCUAAUAAAAAGGUAUAACGAUUAAUAAUUAUAAUUCUUUUCAAAGAAUUAUCAAUGCCGUGUUAGUGUAACGCGAAGAUAAACGUGCGAGAAUUUGUCAAUUUUAACCUGAGAUUGAUGUAUACACUAAAUAUUUUAUUAAUUGUAAUUGAGAUAGAGAAGAAAGAUUGAUUGAAUAUUUUUAUAUUCAAUCAGUCUUUUCUGUCUCUCAAUUAUGAAUAUAUUUCUCGGUUUAAGAAAGGGUUAAUACACUGUAUUAACCAAAGAAACGUAUUGCGGAGAUUUUAAUUUGGUUGGAAAUUGUAAUAUGUGUAUCGAUUGAUAUAUAAAUUCGAGAUAUAUACGAAAAACUUUUUCGUUAGAGAUAUGCAGUACAAAGGAUAUUGAUUUCUUAUUUUUUUCUUUUCUACUUUUAUAAUGUGAAAGCCUUAUUAUUAUAUUGCUAAAAGUACAACGAUAGCUCUUACUAUAUAAUGCGUUAAUGAGUUUAGAAAAUAUAUAGGAGCAAUGCAAUAUUUGGUACGGCUGUAAGAAAAUACGCAUAUAUUUAUAUAUAUGGUAUAUAUAUUUAAUGUAACAACAAUAAUAACAAUAAUAUAUGACUAUGCAGAUAUAGUUAAUUAUA
Molecule: messenger RNA, 3403 nt
Organism: Wasmannia auropunctata (little fire ant)
Lineage: Eukaryota; Metazoa; Arthropoda; Insecta; Hymenoptera; Formicidae
Product: rhotekin-like
Exons: 8
Coding region: 1237-2796 (519 amino acids)
Biological process (GO): mitotic cytokinesis; septin ring organization; actomyosin contractile ring assembly
Cellular component (GO): actomyosin contractile ring
Source: RefSeq, a predicted model, not a curated record